Wyeomyia smithii (pitcher-plant mosquito) is the source of this 1194-nucleotide messenger RNA. RefSeq lists its product as uncharacterized. Lineage: Eukaryota; Metazoa; Arthropoda; Insecta; Diptera; Culicidae. The transcript has 2 exons. Bases 67 to 1194 code for a protein of 375 amino acids. The record is from RefSeq and is a predicted model, not a curated record.
GAUGUUUAUUUAAAAUUUAGGCUGCUAGUGAACUGUAGAAACGGUCCAGAUAUUCGAACUAACAUUAUGAAUGAUAACAUAUUUUAUGAUGAGAAUCAUAACCCGGUUGAUUACGACGUCAGCUCUGUGAAUAACUCCGAUCAGUAUUUCAUCGAAGCUCUCAGUGAUGCCGAUGACCCUUUGAUAUGUCCUCCAAUUCCACCUUUGGAUCGUGAUGACGGAGCAGGAAACUCGAUUUUCAACAUAGAAAAACGGAAUUGUUAUGCGAAAAACAUAAGUGAAUGUGAUCGGAAAACCAAUUUAUCGAUGUCUGCCUCAUUUUAUAAGCGAAGAUUUGUAGGAGAGACUUCCGGCAGCCUUAUUGCUUCCCAAACGCUGAUUGGAGAUACAGUGGAAGAAAUACUGCAACAUAUGUGGACGAUUGUGCAACCUGUUAUUUAUCGUGAAGUAGUUUUCAUUGAGGACAAUGGAAAUCAGGCUCCUAUUUGGGCUGAUAAUGAGCCAUCGUAUGAAGAUAUGCAGAAGUUCGUAUAUCUGCAAAAUAAUAGACGCAGACGUAUAAACAUCGAGCAAAUUGAUAGUAAACUUCUGAUUAGUUUGAGCGCGACUGAUGUACGAGUGCAUGUUCACGUAUAUUCUACAGCUGUUUCGUGUAAGCAGUUAUGGGAUUUGGUCGACAAGCAAUUGGUGCGGUUUCAGGAUACUGAUCGAGCGGGUGCUCCCAAUAACCAAUCACUGUCUGCCUUGGCCAACGAGCUUCGAAAACUGCACGGACAUCAUUUCACUGGCCACGCAAGCUUGUGGAAAUUGUGGGCAAAUAACAUUCACACGGUUCCAGCACACGCACGAGAGCAAAAAAUGUCGGAAUUGCCCCCUUAUUUCAUUAUCAAAUUUUUCAGAUCUGUUCCAAUUUCGGAGGCAGUGCAACUUGAAAGCUCUCGAAAUGGGUUAUCCGUUGCUAACACAAUCAAUACUGCAUUUUCUACAGAGCUGGCAGUAUUAGAAAAAGAGGCCGACCAGUUAAUUUCCCUGGGACAGAGGGUAAAACAUCGCAUAAGUGCACUGCGAGCACGAACAUCGAUCAAUUUGAGUUUGCUAUCAGCCAUGCAGGAAUCCAUGGGACCACAGGAGAAUGAAGUGAGCCGUUCACUUGCAGAUAACGUAUUGGAUUUAGAAGAUAUUGAUCAUGCUUGA